Arabidopsis thaliana (thale cress) is the source of this 5041-nucleotide messenger RNA. RefSeq names its product transcription factor jumonji (jmjC) domain-containing protein. Gene Ontology annotation, molecular function: histone H3K4me/H3K4me2/H3K4me3 demethylase activity. Gene Ontology annotation, cellular component: nucleus. Gene Ontology annotation, biological process: regulation of DNA-templated transcription; regulation of gene expression. The transcript has 25 exons. The coding region runs from base 1715 to 4723 and encodes 1002 amino acids. Lineage: Eukaryota; Viridiplantae; Streptophyta; Magnoliopsida; Brassicales; Brassicaceae. The record is from RefSeq and is marked reviewed.
CAAAAUUCGUCAAAACAAAACAUUCUUGACACUUCCUCUUCUCCGUUUAACUAGUUUCACGAGCUCUGUUCUGUUUCUUCUCUUUCAGAAUUUCAAGGAUGUUAUGAUUGUGCGGUUUUAGUUGAUGUGUUUGGUAAUGGGAAAAGGUAGAGUUAAAGCAGUGGAGAAAAGGGUUUUAGAUCAGAAACUUAGAGGAUCGAUCAAUGUUCCUUUAGGACCAGUUUAUUAUCCGACAGAAGAUGAAUUCAAAGAUCCAUUAGAGUAUAUACACAAGAUCAAGCCAGAGGCAGAGGUUUAUGGUAUUUGCAAGAUUGUUCCACCUAAUAAUUGGAAACCUCCUUUUGGUUUGGAUUUGGAAUCUGUUAAGUUUCCUACAAAGACACAAGAGAUUCAUCGGUUGCAGUUUCGUCCUUCUUCGUGUAAUUCAAAGACGUUUAAGUUGGAGUACAAUAGGUUUUUGGAGGAGCAUUUAGGUAAGAAGCUGAAGAAGAGAGUUGUUUUUGAAGGAGAAGAAUUGGAUUUGUGUAAGCUGUUCAACGCAGUGAAGCGGUUUGGAGGUUAUGAAAAGGUUGUCAAAGGGAAAAAAUGGGGUGAAGUGUAUCAGUUUAUGAGCUCUGGUGAAAAGAUUUCAAAGUGUGCGAAACAUGUCUUGUGUCAGUUAUACAAAGAGCAUUUGCAUGAUUUCGAGAAUUAUCAUAAUCGGAUGAAUGUAGAUGCGUCAAAGAGUUGCAAAAGGAAGAUUAAUGGCAUUCGACGAUGUUCUGAAUCUCGGAGCUCGAAGAGAAGAAAAAGAAAUGCUGAUGUGAAAAAUCCCAAGGUGGAAAAUGAAGAAGGGGUUGAUCAAGCGUGUGAGCAAUGUAAAAGUGACAAACACGGUGAAGUGAUGCUUUUGUGUGAUAGUUGUAAUAAAGGUUGGCAUAUAUAUUGUCUAUCGCCACCGUUGAAGCAUAUCCCACUUGGGAACUGGUAUUGCCUUGAGUGUUUAAACACUGAUGAAGAGACUUUUGGCUUUGUGCCUGGUAAAUGCUUAUUACUUGAAGAUUUUAAGCGAAUUGCUGAUCGAGCCAAAAGAAAGUGGUUUGGUUCAGGAACAGUGUCUAGGACGCAGAUAGAGAAAAAGUUUUGGGAGAUAGUAGAAGGGUCAGGUGGUGAGGUUGAAGUUAUGUAUGGUAAUGACUUGGAUACUUCUGUUUACGGGAGUGGUUUUCCUCGAAUAGGCGACCAAAGACCAGAAUCAGUUGAGGCAGAUAUAUGGGAUGAGUAUUGUGGUAGCCCCUGGAAUCUCAAUAACAUGCCUAAGUUGAAAGGAUCUAUGCUUCAGGCCAUUCGACAUAACAUUAAUGGUGUUACAGUGCCUUGGCUAUAUCUUGGAAUGCUCUUCUCUUCUUUUUGUUGGCAUUUUGAGGACCAUUGUUUUUACUCUGUCAAUUAUCUACACUGGUAUGUCACCUGAACUGUAAUUUUCAUCAUGUUUGUUACUGCUGUAAUUACCCUUCCUCUGUUCCUAAUUUAGUCAUGGUAAGGGAGAAGAUGUUUCCAAGACUCACUGGAACUCUUUAAUUUAUAAUGAAAUGUAUCAUUCAUAGAAUCUUUUAAUUGCACCUUUUAUUUUGAAAGAUUCUGUUACCAACUUCUUUCUGAUUUACACCUCAGGGGAGAGGCAAAAUGUUGGUAUGGUAUUCCAGGCAGUGCUGCUAGUGCUUUUGAAAAGGUCAUGCGAAAAACCCUACCCGAUCUCUUUGAUGCUCAGCCAGAUUUGCUCUUUCAACUAGUUACCAUGUUGAGUCCGACUGUUUUACAAGAAAAUAAAGUCCCGGUCUACACAGUAUUACAGGAGCCAGGAAACUUCGUGAUCACAUUUCCAAAAUCCUUUCAUGCUGGAUUCAAUUUUGGUCUAAAUUGUGCAGAGGCCGUCAACUUUGCUACUGCUGAUUGGCUACCUUAUGGUGGUUCUGGGGCGGAGCUGUAUCGGCUGUACCGGAAACCUUCAGUCAUAUCUCAUGAAGAGCUUCUCUGCGUGGUAGCUAAGGGAAACUGCUGCAAUAACGAAGGGUCAAUACAUUUGAAGAAAGAAUUGCUCAGAAUAUACAGCAAGGAAAAAACCUGGAGAGAGCAGCUCUGGAAAAGUGGUAUUUUGAGAUCUUCUCCUAUGUUUGUGCCUGAAUGCGCUGAUUCUGUGGGCAUCGAAGAGGAUCCAACAUGCAUCAUAUGCCAGCAGUUUCUUCAUCUUUCUGCUAUCGUCUGCAAUUGCAGGCCAUCUGUUUUUGCAUGCUUAGAGCACUGGAAGCAUCUUUGUGAAUGUGAACCUACGAAGUUGCGACUUGAAUAUCGUUAUACCCUUGCCGAGUUAGAUAUGAUGGUACAAGAAGUUGAAAAGUUUGGUGGGUGCAAAACACAAGAAACCAAAAUCUCACAACGGCCGAGUUCAGGCACCAAACGAUCUAUUGCUUUAAAUAAAAAGGAGGGAAUGCAAGUGAGUCAGGCACGGCCAGCAGACAAAUGGCUUCUUAGAGCAUCAAAGGUUCUUGACGCUGCGUUUUCUAGUGUUGAAUAUGCCACCCUUUUGAAGGAAUCAGAACAGUUUCUUUGGGCUGGAUCAGAAAUGGACCGUGUACGAGAUGUUACAAAAAGUUUGAACAAAGCAAAGAUAUGGGCUGAAGCUGUUAGUGACUGUCUUUCAAAAGUCGAAGGUGAAGUCAACGAUGAUUCAAUGAAAGUUCACUUGGAAUUUAUUGAUGAGUUGCUGAGAGUUAAUCCUGUUCCUUGCUUUAAUUCUGGUUAUCUGAAACUAAAGGACUAUGCUGAAGAAGCUAGAAAAUUGUCCGAGAAAAUCGAUUCAGCUCUCUCGAGUAGCCCAACUAUCACCCAGCUGGAGCUAUUGCAUUCUGAAGUCUCCAGAUCGCCAAUCUCCCUAAAAAAACACGAGAUCUUGUCAAAGAAAAUCUCUUCCGCAAAGAUGUUAGCUAAAAGGGCGAAACGCUAUCUCACAGACGCUAAACCUCCAGGAAUUGAAAUGGAUGCACUUUUCAAGCUAAAUUCAGAGAUGUUAGAGCUUCAUGUUCAACUUCCAGAAACAGAAGGGAUUCUGGAUUUGGUAAAGAAAUCAGAAUCAGCCCGUGAUAAAAGUAACAAAGUUUUGACUGGUUCUUUAUCUCUCGAGAAUGUGGAAGAGUUGCUUCAUGAAUUCGAUAGUUUCAGCAUUAACGUUCCUGAGUUGAAUAUCCUGAGGCAGUAUCAUGUUGACACUUUGUCUUGGAUUUCACGCUUUAAUGAUGUAAUGGUUGAUGUUCGUGAAGGCAAGGACCAACGAAAGCUAAUUAGUGACCUCAGUUCCCUUCUACGGGAUGGAGCAUCCUUAGGCAUUCAAGUUGAAGGACUCCCUCUUGUUGAAGUUGAAUUGAAGAAGGCAUCUUGCCGGGAAAAAGCUCGAACGGUUUAUACUGCAAGAAAAUCUCUGGAUUUCAUUGAGCAACUGCUCUCGGAAGCUGUUAUACUACACAUCGAAGAGGAGGAGAUAUUUGUUGAGAUCUCGGGAAUUUUGUCAACAGCACGGUGUUGGGAGGAAAGAGCAAGCACUAUCCUUGAAAAUGAAACUCAGAUGUACGAGCUUAAAGAUCUCGUAAGGAUGUCAGUCAACAUUGAUGCGGUUUUACCUACUCUGCAAGGCAUAGAGAACACAAUCUCGUCGGCUGAAACUUGGCUUCAGAAAUCUGAGCCUUUUCUAUCAGCCACUUCCUCUAUGGCAUCAUCUCCAUGUUCUAUGCUUGAACUUCCUGUAUUAAAGGAUCUAGUUACUCAGGCUAAAUUGCUCAAUGUUCAGCUUCAAGAGCCACGAAUUCUUGAAACAUUGUUGCUUAACUGCGAGAGGUGGCAGUGUGAUAAUCAUCAGCUCUUGCAAGAAACUGAAGAUUUGUUGGACAAUGCGAAAAUAGAUGAUGGCACGCAUAGCAAUAUCCUUCCGAAGAUAAUGGAUUUGAUAACCAGAGUGGACUCCGCUAGGAGAUCUGGUCUGGCCCUUGGUCUCAAUUUCGAUGAACUUCCCAAACUUCGAACUGCAAGUCUAAAACUAGGAUGGUGUUGUAAGACCAUCACGUUAAGCUCUAGCUCACCUACCUCUGAGUUGCUAGAAGAUGUUGGAAAGCCCUCGUUACAGCAUAUUCAGCAGCACUUAAAAGAGGGACAAACACUUGAAAUAUUACCUGAAGAGUAUUACUUAGGCAAGAGACUCAUGGAGUUAAAAGACACUGGACUGGAGUGGGCAAAACGAGCUAGAAAGGUGGUAACAGACUCAGGUGCUCUUGCCUUGGAAGAUGUUUUCGAGCUUAUUUCUGAGGGUGAAAACUUACCUGUUCAUGCAGAGCAGGAACUUCAGUCUUUACGAGCUCGGAGUAUGUUACACUGCAUUUGUCUAAAGCCAUACAACUCAAGAUCCAUGGUUUCUUGUAGUCAAUGUGGCGAAUGGUAUCACACCUAUUGUUUAAAGCUUCAUUGGCGGCCUAAGGCUUAUGUCUGCUCCGCUUGCUGUCCACUGGCAGAAACCACUCCACAGAUCGAUCCCGCCAGAGCAACAGAGCCAGAGAGACCGUCUCUGAACCAAAGACGGACAAGAAUGGUCGCGACUGAUGCAGCAGUUAAUGACUUAAAGUGGAAAACCCGAAAACACAUCAAACGGACAACUAAACGGAGUCCUCAGGUUCAUAUUCUUCCCUGGUUUUUCACUUAAAAACCAACAUAAUAAUCUCUUGAGGGUAUGAUAUAUAGAGCAAUUUCAUUUAUUCAAUUUUAGAUGAGUUUUCUCAAACCUUUUUGUAAUGUUUCCCAUUGGAAAAUGGACAAGUUCACAUUAAAAAGGUUUUGGACUUAAUAAUUUGCCAGAUUUUUGGAUCUUUUUUUUUUUUGAACUGGAUCAGUGGAUCUAUAACUAGAAUUUGAUGAUUAUGUAAUAUAAGAAAUUCUAAUCACAACUAUGUAUAGAGGAGAUAUUAGCUUAGAUCUUAGAUUUAAAGCUUGUUUCAUUCUUUGAUGUUUUAUUCAAGUUUAA